GGAAACUCCUGUCAGGCAGACUCAGCAGGCUGUCAGUUGGCAUCAGAGCACCGCAGAAAGGAGGAGGAACAGUCUCCAAACUUCCAGCGGAACAAAGAGGAGUUUCCUGCUUCAUUGGAGAAACUCCGGCAGCUCAUAGAAGAAGUUCACAUCCUAGAAUCAUCAUCUAUUGUUGAUCAGGGUUUGGUGUGUGAGGAAACGACAGGAAAAGAGGGACUGCUGGGAUUUGCUGUUCUGAGCCAAGAAUUGACCUUUCACCUCCAGCAGCUGCAGAGACAGACAGAGCAAGAGCUCAGCAACAUACGAACACAACUCUUUCAGAUUGAAGGCCGCCAGCAGCUGCUGACCACUGAGCUGUUUGAUCUUCAGAAGAGGAAGAAACAGGCGGAACAAGAGCUGAAGAGAAACUCCUGCCUUCAGACAUCCACACUUCAGUUGUCUGCUUGUCGAGAGCUUCAGGCCUCGAUCACUGAGCAUUUGGUCCAGUCUGAGAGGCUGGUGUUCCAGGAGGAGGCACUGAGCACGCUCCAUAAUUUACUGACCCAAGACUUGCAAAGGUACCAGGAAGAGAUAGAGAAACUGACCCAUUUCACACAGAAAAUACUCGGAAAACCCCACAGGGCAGACAGAGAGGAAACCUUUACCAACAGGCAGAGCGAAACCAGCAUGCAGGGAAAGAACGAGACAGAAAACAACAUGCACACACCUGAGUCGUCUUCCGUACAAUCACCACUUAGUCCUCAGCAGACUACCACCAAAGAAGAGUCACAGCAGUCCAGGAGAGCCAGUUAUAAGAGACCAGUAGGCCUGACUCGCAAUUCAGUGCAACGAGCGGGCAGCAUCAAAGACCUGAUUACUAGGUUCUCAGGUCCGGAUCACCAGGUCUCACCUUCCGGUUCUCCACAGAGCCCUUUUAUGGGAGCUGAAGGAGUCCAAAAGUCGGCUUCGAUGGAGGCUCUGGAGUCUUCAAAGUCAAGUCCAUCCACACCGAUCAGUGCCAGUCAAGAUGGAAGUUCUAUUCCCAGCAUCAAUGUGACUCCACCCUUCAAGGAAACCAUUCAGAAUGGAGUUGGACCAGUUCAGAAAGGUUCCAGAACUACUCAGAUAACAUCAAGAAUCAAUGUUCCACUAGGGGACGGUGCUGAGUCCAGAAGCCAAACAAACACUGGUAGAGACUCAGUGGCUGACUCUGGAAUGGGAUCGGAGUCAGAACUGGAUUCAAACAAGCAGCUGGACAGCCCAUCAGAGGAGGAACCCUCCAUGCCCAAAGCAACGAUAAUCAGCCAGAACCCGAAAUAUCAGCUGUACCUCAACAACGAUCUGAAGACCAACGGGUUGAGUGGCAGAGAUGCAGAUGGUCCAGGAAGCGGCGGAGGAUCAAUCGGGGAGAAUGGCCCCAAGCUUUCCCGAUGGGAGACCACCCGGAUUGGGGCAAACCAUUACAAAGGGUCCCUGGAGUGUUUGGCCUCACGAGAUUGGGACACUAUGUCUGACAGGUCAUUGAAACGUGCCCAGUCCUGGAUGAAUCUCAAAAAACAGAUGGGUGUCGUUGACAGCCCCCCCAGAGUGUUUAACAGUCCAUACUCCCAAGCCACCUCUUUGGAGUACAACCCCCCUUAUCGAAUGUCUGAAAAGGGUAAACUGUCUCCUGCCACCUCUGAGAUGAACCUGUACACCUAUAACAGUCGCAGCACGAGUCCGGUGGGCAUACAGACGCCGACCCUCAUCUCCCCCCGCCCCCGUUUCUCCACCUACGACACUCUGAGGAGGAGGACGGAGGUCAACAACAUGGUGGUGCCCACACACUACAGCAUGCGCUCUUCCACUCUGGGAGCACCCAAUAAAAAAGACUACAUAGCAGAACUGACCAAACAGCUGGACACCAUUCAGAGACGCAACCAGUUCCUGGAGGCAGAGAGUGUGGAGAUGGAGAAGGAGAGGAACCAGAUCAGGUUUGAGAUGCGCGGCCUGCUGGUGAACAAUGAGGACCUGCUGAGAACAAACACACAGCUGAACAACGAGCUGAAGCGGCUGAGGGAGCAGAUGAUAGAGAUGGAGAGAGAGAAUCAGUCCGUGGGGGAGCGGUUCAGAGAGAUGGAGAUUGAGGUGAAGCAAGCCAGAGAGGUGAUGGUGGAGGCCAACACUCAGGAGUACGCCUUCAACUUCCUUGAGCAGUCGCUCAAAAAUAGGAUCCAGGAUGCUGAGGAAAAUCUGGACAAACAGACGCAACACGCUCAGACUCUGGCUGAGAAGUUGUGGCUGGCAGAGAGGCAGCUGGAAGACGUGGAGAGUGACAAAGAAAGCAAAGACAAGAAGCUGUCUGACCUCAGCAACACCAUCCUCAGGCUGGAGACAGAGCUGGGUGAGGCCAUGGCGGCAUCCACUCAGGCUAACGCAGAGAUGAACCUGCAGCAAAAGCUGCGUGAGGAUGCCCAGAUGAGGUUGGACGAGCUGGAGGAGUCCCUGCUGGAGAAGGAGCAGGAAGUGCAGAAACUGCAGAGCCUCGUGACCAAACUGCAGGGAGAGGUCUCUGGUAAGCUGUUCGAUAGAGAGCGUUCACUGGAGGAGGAGAUUCAGCUGAGAGAGAGGCUUCAGCUGCAAUGUAAGCAGGCAGAAAGGACUGUGGACGACCUCACCAUGGAGCUGCACAGCACGAACCAAACCAGAGACGACCUGGCCAAACAGCUCAAACUGGCUCAGGAGAAGAUAAUCGACCUGGAGAGCGAUCUGGAGGAGCUGCAUGACAGCGAGCAGAGAUGGGCCGCCAAGCAAAAGAGAGCCAUCGAUCAGACCGAGCAGCUGCAGCUGAAGCUGAUUCAGGAGAAAGAUUUGAAUGAGCAGCUGGAAGUUGAGAAAGUGUCAAUGGAAAGACAGCUGCGUGAGCUUCGUCUGGAGGUGGAGGAACUGCGGAGCAACAGAGUACAGGAGGAUGUCAUCUCUAAGACGGAGAUCAGAGUCAAGGAACUGGAGAACUUACUGAGGGUUGAGGAGAGGAACAAAGCAACUCUGACAAACACCAUCAGUAAGCUGGAGAGGAAGAUCAAUGAGCUGAGUGAUCAGAUGGAGGAGGAGCACCGGAUAGCUACUGAACAGAAAGACCUGAUGACCCAGAGGAUCCGCUCUCUGAAGCGCCAGCUGAAUGAGGCCGAGGAGGAGGCAAGCAGGAAGGAGGCACAGUACCGGCACACCCAGAGAGAGCUGACUGAGGAGAGGGAGACAACCAGCCGCCUACAGAAGCAGCUGCUUGACCAACACCUGCAGACCAAGCGUAAGGAGACCAUGACAAUCCGUCAGACUCUGGAUAACCUGAGGUUGGACCUGAGUGACGACGAUGAUGAUCUGACACUGGAACGUAGUACAAAUGUCACCAAAGUCUAAAAACCCCCUCACUCUAAAUUCCCUCAGCGGGAAACGUGUAUAACCAAAUGAGAAGAUUUUUUUUUCCUUCCAGGCUUUAUUGUUUGUUUGUUUUUAAACAGGAAAUGUCUACAGGAUAGUCACUCUUUAAUACCAUCAGGAAAAUUACAUUUCUGAAAAUCGGAAAGGACAAAACAAUCCUGCACGUAAAUGCACCACAAGUCCUGUACUUUACUGUGUUAGCUCUGUUGUGCUUUCCCUUUACAUGCUCUCCGUGUGUGCUAAAGUGUGAUUCUCUGCCCACAUUUUAAAUGCUAAUUCAAAGGGUAGUAACUCUUGUUUGUCUUACCUGGGAGUGGCCCAGUGAAAACCAUUUCUCAAGCGUCUCCUAAAAAACUUGUGGACUUGAUCGCCCUCUUCUGUUGAUCGGGAAGAAAUUCAACCGUCUAAAGUGAACGACAGAAUCACCUGGUGGACUUUCUGCCUCCCUGUUCUCCUUAAAGCCACAAUCUGCUCGUUUGCCAAAGAAAAUAAACCUACAGGAGUUUGCUGCAGAGACAUGUUGACACUUAUACUGCAAAAGAUGUAACAUAGGUGACAUCACCCACCUAUCAUUCAGAGCAGUCAAACCCUUGAACAAACUUGCUUUAAAUUAUAAUAAGUUAUGCAAGUUGCAAGUUAUGCAAAAAAAGGUUUUAAACUCAUUUCUGAGGGAAAGCCAGUCCCAAAUGGCCAUUUGAGGAACUGCAGUUGAGGUUGCUGCUUGAUAUCGACCCAUAUUACGGAAAUAUUAUUGUUUAGAGUACUGACAUAAUAGAGAUUUGAUUAAGGUGCUGUGUAGUUUUGAAUCCAGUUGUUCCACCCAACUACUCAAGUCUUUUAGAAUGAGCUUUAAACCAGUAAAUGUUCUAAAUUAUCCAGGUGCACAAAUGUUCUAAAGACUUCUGGUGAUGAUGGGAAAGAGGACUUUUUCAGUUCAGAUCUCAGAAAGCAAAUAAUGAUUCAAAGAAUCAGAGCUCUCCAAUCUCUCAGCUUUUGUAUUAUUUGAUGGCUCUUUAAUGGCAGUUCUUUCCUAAAGAGGGUUUUUUCUACAUUCAUACAUGCAGUAUUUGGAUUUUGACAUAUUAGAAGAAAUAGCAAGAUAAAUCUGGUACAUGUGAGGGAUCUUUAAGUAACUGUGUAAUUCAAAUCAAAGCCCAUUAAGCAAUUAUUUAUAUGAAGUGUGUGUAUGUGUGUGUGUGUAUUAUGUUUGAGAUUUUUUUUUUUUUUUUUUUUUAAAUCAUUUCUUAGUGGGGAAAAGUUUUUAUUUUAUAGGAAAAAAAUACAGGAGGACUUCAGAGUUCAGUUUUGGGUAUUUUGGGGGGUUUGCUGCUGUAUAGACCUAUUGUGCCUCCUGCAUGUUGUACCUGUACAUGAGAUAAGCUUCAAGGCUAAGAUUUAUUUCAAAAAGAGGACAAGACGAAUGAGGCGUUUACUCUGGUCAUUUUUAAACAUGUAAAAAUGUGUCGUAUUGAGGAGGGAACAAAGAUUACGUAUGCAGAAAUGAGUUGGAUUCACAAAAGAAAAUCCUUUUUUCCUAGGAUUACCUCAACUACUUUCUAAUUUAUAUAAAAAGUCAAGAUUCUGUUAUGAGACAGGAAAUCAGAACUUUAACCCAAGUUAAAGUUUUGCACACUAGCUGAAAAAUUACAACAUUCUGAUCUCGUAACUUACCUUUGUAAUUUUAUAGUAAUGCAUUUUUUUCUUUUGUGAAUGCAAUCUUCAUUCAUGUAUGUAUUCUGAUUUUAGUUUAAUAUUCUGCAUAAUUUUAUUUGGAGGAUAGUUGUUUUGUUUAAGAAAACCAAGCAUUCAGACAAAAACAAACUAGAUUGUUGAAUUAAAAUCAAGAGUGGAAUAUUAAGCAUAUUUGACAGUCAUUCUCAGAUAUCGGUAAUAUGCAAAAAGUAGUUUGAAGGAUGUCUGUUAGAAAUAUAUUAAAAGCUAAUAUUCACACAGUUUUAAUUCCCUGCUAUGUUUACAUUUUUUAUGUUUUUAGCUUGUUUGGAAAGAGGCGUUUAAAUCGCAAGUUUUGUCUAGGUUGCUGUAUCUCAGCUAUAAUAACUACACUACUGCAUUUUUUUUUUCCUCGUAGCAAAAGAAAAUGAGGGUAUCUACAGAAAUGUAAAAAGAAACUAAAUAUGCUGACUUAUUUUUGUAACUAUACUUCACAUGGUUCCACUAUUCUUGGGUAUUUAUUUUUCCACAUUUUCUCUUUUGGUGAGAAGUUUCUUACUACAAGAUAAAAUAAAUUCU
Molecule: messenger RNA, 5649 nt
Organism: Pelmatolapia mariae (spotted tilapia)
Lineage: Eukaryota; Metazoa; Chordata; Actinopteri; Cichliformes; Cichlidae
Product: cingulin-like protein 1
Exons: 24
Coding region: 667-3378 (903 amino acids)
Cellular component (GO): bicellular tight junction; myosin complex
Source: RefSeq, a predicted model, not a curated record